Leptinotarsa decemlineata (Colorado potato beetle) is the source of this 1038-nucleotide messenger RNA. RefSeq lists its product as uncharacterized. The record is from RefSeq and is a predicted model, not a curated record. NCBI's taxonomy places the organism in Eukaryota, Metazoa, Arthropoda, Insecta, Coleoptera, Chrysomelidae.
UUGACAAAAUCAUUGAAGAAAAUACACCAAAAAAUACUGUCAAUAGUAAAAAAUACACUUGGAAAAUAUUUAUGGAGUUUUGUGACGCCAGAAAACAUGAAUUGGAUGGAAAUCGUACUCUCGAAGAGCUUGCAUUAAUACUCAAGGAUUGGGCGAUUAAUAUGAGAAAAAAGGAUAGCACAGAGUUUAAGGAGGCUACUGUUAAAACCGUAUGGAAUAUAACAAGUAAAUUAUUACAAGAAAAGUAUUACAAGGAGUAUAAUAUCAUGCUAGACCCCUUUAAAAGUGUUGCAUUCAAACAAGCGCGGAAUGCACGCGACGCAGCACGAAGAAAUUUACAAACAGAUCCCACUAAACGCAAAACAAGCUCAGUACCAUUAACUUCAAAUGAAAUGAGUAAAAUUAUAAACUUUUGGGAUGAAAAUACCCCUAUAGGACUCCUACGCAAAUUUUAUCACAUAGCAGCGGUGGAAUUGGCUUGGAGAGGUGGUGAAGGUGCUGCUUGCUUAGUUGAUUAUUUUCAUAUCGAAAAGGACAACAAUGGAUCUCCAACUAAUAGGAUAGAAUAUAAUCCAAUUUUCAGUAAAACCUGCCAAGGGGGUUCAAAGAACUGCGCCUCUAGCAAAUGGCCAAAUCGUCACUGGAAGACAGGAAGCGAUAACUGGUAUGACAAUAUGCCUCUGGGUAGAAAUAUAAUCAACGGAUGGACGAAAUCUUCUGCUGAAGCUUGGCUUGGAUACGAAACAGAGGAAAAUAACCAAUCACUCUAAUAGAGCAACUGCAGUCAGUCAACUAGCUAAGAGUGGAGUUCAAGAACAGCAAUUGUUGAAAAUUACUGGGCACAAUAAUGGAAAUUCCAUAAAACCUUAUUUGAAUAUUGAUCAGGAACAUCAUAACCAAAUAAUCAAUAGUAUGCGUGGAAACAUCUAUGCAGUAACCGAGGCAAAUACAGCAAGAUCAACGGAAUAUCAUUAUACGAAUUGUUAUUUCAAUAACUGUGUGUUCAAUAAAUAAUUUUGUUCGAAUUGCAAAAAAUUU